AUUUAGGGAAAAGAGCGUGUAAAGGGAGCCUUCCCCUCUCCUGCCGUCUUCCGUUCCAACUGCCUGGCUCUGGGGGGGCUGGGAGGGGGGCGGCGCUGCCGAGCUCGCGUCCACCUUCUGGGACCCUCCGCUCACUGCGCAACGUCCUCCAGAGCUCUCGGAGGGCUUUGGAAGGGCAGGUCCGAGUGGGAACACGGGUCUCUCCGUUGUGUGGAAAUUUUCUCAGAUUCUUGUCCUUGUGCUACUAAAAUCAUCCCUAACUAAAGAUGCAUCCAGACCUGUCUCCUCAUCUGCACACUGAAGAGUGUAACCUAAUUAUCAGUCUGCUCAAGAAGUGUCACAAGGAGCACAAUGUUUUGAAGUUUUUUGGCCAUUGCAAUGAUAUUGAUCGUGAGAUGAGGAAAUGCUUAAAAAAAGAGUUUGAAGAAAACAGGCGCAGAAACCGGGAGAAACGACAGAGGAUAAUAAAUGCUCACAAAGCCUCAGAGAAGUGAGCUGUGCUGUGGCUGGACAGCUGCAGCUCCACAGGGAUACUCACUUGCAAGCUGACAGAAUACUUGUGUUUCAUCACCAGUGCCCAACCUGUGGUUUGUGAAAUGGUGACAAAAUAAAUGCAUCUAAUAUGUAUUCAUUCCCAACAAGGCAAACAAUGUGAAAAAAUAAAUACCAUACAUUGCUCACAACCUAACUUAAUUUUUGACCUCUAAAAGAAAACUAUGGUGGCAAGUCUGUUCUGGCAUUUUUAUGAUUGUUAAGUAAUGAGGAAUUGGUGUGUGUGAGGUACUAUGUGUUCAGGGCAGCUGUGUUCCCCACUCUGUACUGAGUCACAUUUAUUUCCUUGUGUUUAGAAGUUUCUCUUUCAUAUCAUGGGUUUUGUAGGUUUUUUUUGGUUUGUUUUUCAUUGCAGAACACUAAAUUACUUUUUCCAUCACUUUUUGUACUGUAAUUAUAACACUUCUUAAAUGGAUUAGGAAAAAGAAAUUUUAAACAGAUGUGGCUUGAAAUUGGAAAUUGCCUAUCAAGGAAUAAUUGGAGUUCUGGUAUUUUUAUUGGAGCUAAAAGGAUGAAGCUACUGUCUUCAGCUGAGAAGAUUACAAAUCCUCACUGCCAACCAUAUGUACUGUGUAGACUGUUGUAAGACAAUUUGUUCAUCAUACCUAAAACAAGCGGCUUUAGAAAUUCACAAUGGAACAUUUCCAGAGAUUUGCAAAGCUUCCCCUUGAUUUUUGUUGAGUACAAUCAGUGUGUGCUGAGUGAUUUUUCAAGAGGAGUGCUGCCAGAAAUGUAAGCUGAAGUUCUUCCAUUUUCUCUGGUACAAAAGUAAAGUCACAUUAUGACUAUUGAGGUUGAAGCACAGCUGACACUGAAGAAAUAUGUAACUUUCUCAGGCAAGUCAAUGUGUAUUGUGUAACCAAGUUGCCUUGUUAGCCUAUAAAAGGUGUUUAUUUUCCAUCAAACUGCUGAAAGCCCAGAUCAAGUCUUAAGAAUCCAGAAGAUUUUAUAUCAAAACAUACACUGGUUUGUCCACUGAUGGAGUUGCUUCUCUGUGUGUGCUGGAUUCGCCUUACUUUUAAAUAAUGACUCUGUUCUGCCUACCAGCAAAAUACUUUUUAAAAACUAUAAAUAUUGUUGAGCCAAAUAUACAAAGUAUCUAGAAGGUGCCUAUUCUACAGUGAAUUACAUGUUGUUGUAAGAAUCAUUGUUGAUACUCAAUCUUGAAAUUGGUAUGUACCCUUGUUUUUGGAAGAAAAUGGUAUUUUGUGAGCUGUUUUGAAGGGUGAUUUAAAAUAAUUUUUGUUAUUUUUCAAUACCUGGAUGGACCCAAUUAAAUAGUUAAAAUUAAACCAGAAAUGUUUUCAGUGAAAGCUCCAAGCAAA
This is a messenger RNA of Lonchura striata (white-rumped munia), 1877 nucleotides long. It is a transcript of the gene CMC2, whose product is annotated as C-X9-C motif containing 2. Gene Ontology annotation, cellular component: mitochondrion. Lineage: Eukaryota; Metazoa; Chordata; Aves; Passeriformes; Estrildidae. The record is from RefSeq and is a predicted model, not a curated record.